GUUCCCUCCCGUCACGACAAACCGGUAUACCAGUCAUCAGCUCUUUUUAACGAUUCAUCAUGCGCGAAGUCAUCUCUCUUCAUGUUGGUCAGGCUGGUGUUCAGAUUGGCAAUGCCUGCUGGGAGUUGUACACCCUAGAACACGGCUUGAGCCCUGACGGUCGCGUCCUUGAUGAAGCUCACAAGACUGACGCCGGGUUCUCUACGUUCUUCUCCGAGACUGGUUCAGGGAAACACGUUCCUCGCUCUCUUUACAUUGAUCUGGAACCCGGAGUCGUAGAUGAAGUCAAGACCGGUCCUUACAGAUCUCUCUUCCACCCCGAGACCAUGAUUACGGGCAAGGAGGACGCAGCAAACAAUUAUGCUCGUGGACAUUACACAGUCGGAAAAGAAUUGAUCGACCCAGUCAUGGAUAAAAUUCGUCGCUUGGCUGACAACUGUUCAGGAUUACAAGGAUUUUUCGUGUUCCACUCGUUUGGCGGAGGUACUGGGUCUGGAUUUGGUGCCCUGCUGUUGGAACGACUUUCUACGGAUUAUGGAAAAAAGUCCAAGCUUGAGUUCUGCGUUUAUCCUGCACCUCAACUGUCGAGUUCGAUAGUCGAACCCUACAACUCAAUUCUGACCACCCAUACAACUCUUGAACAUUCUGAUUGUUCGUUUAUGGUCGACAACGAGGCUAUAUAUGAUAUCUGCAAGAAAAAUCUUGGUGUCUCUCAGCCCAGCUUCACCAAUCUUAAUCGCUUGAUUGCUCAAGUUGUCUCAUCGAUCACUGCUUCGCUUCGCUUUGAUGGUUCAUUGAACGUUGACCUUAAUGAAUUCCAAACCAACCUUGUUCCCUUCCCUCGGAUCCAUUUCCCAUUAGCAACAUAUGCCCCACUUCUGUCCGCCGAGAAGGCGACUCACGAACAAAACUCUGUCAGUGAAAUGACCUUCUCUUGCUUUGAGACUGGACAUCAGAUGGUGAAAUGUGACCCCAAAGACGGAAAAUACAUGGCUUGCGCUCUACUUUAUCGUGGUGAUGUCGUACCGAAGGAUGUUCAGGCUGCUGUCGCCAGUAUCAAGACCAAGCGAACCAUCCAGUUCGUCGAUUGGUGCCCGACUGGCUUCAAGCUGGGCAUUUGCAACGAGCCUGCCGCUGCGGUCCCAGGUGGUGACCUUGCUAAGAAUACCCGCAGUCUCUGCAUGCUUUCAAACACGACGGCUAUCUCUGUCGCUUGGAGUCGGCUAGAUUACAAAUUUGACCUCAUGUACUCCAAGCGCGCAUUCGUUCACUGGUAUGUUGGCGAGGGUAUGGAGGAGGGAGAGUUCUCAGAGGCUCGUGAGGAUUUGGCAGCACUGGAGAAGGACUAUGAGGAAGUUGGUACCGACUCUGCAGAUGUUGAAGAGGAGGGCGAAUAUUAGAUGGUCUAUCAUUUUGGGAAGAACGACCACAUAUUCUUCUUCCUAAUAUUUUCUUUUCUUGUUGCACUGUUUCCAUCGCUUUCGCGCGUCUUCCUGAUAUUUCUUCCGUCCUUCUAUCCGGGACAUUCUUCCAUCCAAAAGGAUCUAACAUAUCAUCAUAUUCGCUUUUCAGCUCGCAUACUUGAUAGCACAUGAUUUUCUACAUGGUGGAACAGAAUGUAAUUCCCUGAAACAUUCAAGA
Molecule: messenger RNA, 1641 nt
Organism: Suillus discolor
Lineage: Eukaryota; Fungi; Basidiomycota; Agaricomycetes; Boletales; Suillaceae
Product: tubulin alpha
Exons: 12
Coding region: 60-1400 (446 amino acids)
Biological process (GO): nuclear migration by microtubule mediated pushing forces; microtubule cytoskeleton organization; nuclear division
Cellular component (GO): cytoplasm; nucleus; microtubule
Molecular function (GO): structural constituent of cytoskeleton; GTP binding
Source: RefSeq, a predicted model, not a curated record